This is a messenger RNA of Tarenaya hassleriana, 1601 nucleotides long. Its product is annotated as phytochrome-associated serine/threonine-protein phosphatase-like. Lineage: Eukaryota; Viridiplantae; Streptophyta; Magnoliopsida; Brassicales; Cleomaceae. The record is from RefSeq and is a predicted model, not a curated record. Gene Ontology annotation, cellular component: cytoplasm. Bases 295 to 1206 code for a protein of 303 amino acids. The transcript has 11 exons. Gene Ontology annotation, molecular function: protein serine/threonine phosphatase activity. Gene Ontology annotation, biological process: peptidyl-serine dephosphorylation.
CUGACUCUAAAUCGAGUUUUGAUGCUCCAAAGACCAAUUAAUUGGGUCGCAAUUUUUUCCUACAUUCUGUUCGUUCGCUCAUUUUCAAAGCGACCCCUCUCUCUCUCUCUCUCUCUCUCUCUCUCUCUCUCUUGAUUUCUCCCUCCUUCCGAAACCCUAGCGAAGUGGAACAUGCUUUGGUAGAUCUAUUUUGCUUAAUUCUUUCGCACAAACGGACAAAGUCGCCAUUGAAUUUGGAGAAGGUAGAGGGAUUUUCGCCAGCAUCCCCACACGUAUACAGAGAGAGAAGACGGAAUGGAUUUGGAUCAAUGGAUAUCGAAGGUCAAAGAAGGCCAACAUCUAACGGAGGACGAGCUUCAGCUUCUCUGCGAAUAUGUAAAAGAAAUCCUCAUUGAGGAAUCAAACGUACAGCCUGUCAACAGUCCCGUCACUGUUUGUGGUGAUAUCCAUGGGCAGUUUCAUGAUCUUAUGAAGCUUUUCCUUACUGGAGGUCAUGUUCCUGAGACAAAUUACAUAUUUAUGGGGGAUUUUGUUGAUAGAGGUUACAACAGCCUCGAAGUUUUUACUAUUCUUUUGCUCCUUAAAGCAAGAUAUCCUGCAAAUAUUACCCUUUUGCGUGGAAAUCAUGAAAGCAGACAGCUAACACAGGUGUAUGGCUUCUAUGACGAAUGUCAAAGGAAGUACGGUAAUGCAAAUGCGUGGCGAUACUGCACUGAUGUUUUUGACUAUCUUACUGUGUCAGCUAUUAUAGAUGGCACUGUUCUGUGUGUUCAUGGUGGUCUUUCCCCAGACGUACGGACAAUUGACCAGAUAAGACUCAUAGAGCGGAAUUGUGAAAUUCCACAUGAAGGACCUUUCUGUGAUCUUAUGUGGAGUGAUCCUGAAGAUAUUGAAACAUGGGCUGUGAGUCCACGUGGAGCUGGUUGGCUUUUCGGAUCCCGAGUUACUUCUGAGUUCAACCACAUCAAUAAUCUUGAUCUAGUUUGCCGGGCACACCAGCUUGUGCAAGAAGGUCUCAAGUACAUGUUCCAAGAUAAAGGCCUAGUAACUGUGUGGUCAGCUCCCAAUUACUGCUAUCGCUGCGGGAAUGUGGCUUCUAUAUUGAGUUUCAACGAGAACAUGGAAAGGGAAGUGAAGUUCUUCACUGAAACAGAAGAGAACAAUCAAAUGAGAGGGCCGAGGACCGGAGUUCCUUAUUUCCUUUGAUCUUUCCAGCCGAAACCCGAUUGAAACAAUUUGCGUUUGAUGAUCGUAUUCCUUUCACGUGUCCUGACGGAUAUGUGGACGUUAAUACCCACUUUGUGCUGUAUGUAAAGACCCCAUCACAUGCUUCUCUCGCUCCUCUUUUUCCACGUAGUCUUUUGAGACUUUAAAUUGGUUUCUGGUUACUACUGAUGAUUAUUCAUAUGAUUCGGUGUCAUUUCUAAACAGGGAGUCUCUUUUUGGAGAGAUUUAGCUUUGUUUUUUUUAUAAUGUAUCUUCAUUUUGUUUUGUUAGGUUCGGAUUUUGUUUAGGUUUAUCCGAUUUUAUCAGUAAUGAAUAUACUAAAUUCUAAGAUCGUGUAAUGAAAUGUCGGGAAUAGGUCUGAUUCUUCUGUAUUA